This is a messenger RNA of Monosiga brevicollis MX1, 2699 nucleotides long. RefSeq lists its product as uncharacterized. The record is from RefSeq and is a predicted model, not a curated record. The transcript has 9 exons. The coding region runs from base 1 to 2577 and encodes 858 amino acids. NCBI's taxonomy places the organism in Eukaryota, Choanoflagellata, Craspedida, Salpingoecidae. Gene Ontology annotation, molecular function: ATP binding; kinase activity.
AUGGCGGUGCGGGGUGACCAGCCCGCAAAGUCGGAGGCCUUGCGACCACAAGCAGGGAUGAACGAGCGGGCGGUGGCUUCGACACGGGCGUUGAUGCCGGCUGGACAAGAGCGUGCCUCAACGGCCGCCGACUCACGCUCCUCCAGUGCAGCUGAAGGCGGAGGAACGAUGCAGUCCCAUCCCGCAGCCGAGGCCGAGGCCGAGGCCUCCCCUCCCCUCCUGCCCUUUGCCGCCUACGCCGUCCAAAAGAACGAAAUUCCCGGCCUCGACACUUCCCGAUACCACCUCCUAGCCAGUGCCUUUCUCUACAGAUAUGCCGAUCAUCUUCCUCAAGACCUGGUCCCCCGCCUGAUGGAGCUUCUCUAUCAAGACCUUCAGUCGCGCCUUCGCGCUGCCGAUAGCCGCAGUACAUCACCGGCCUCGGCUUCCCUCCAUCCUGUACCAUUGCCGCUCGAUGCCGCACCUCCUGCCUCAUCAGCAGCGCAUGGUGCCGUGUCCCCAUGCCACCAACAUGACCACAAUACCACACCGCCCAUCGUGCGAGGCACCAAUCAUCAACUGGUUGAUGCGCUACGCCGGCUCAACCUCUUGCAAAUAGAACGCCGCCGCACCACCCCUGCUGCACCACCCCAGACCUUCCCCAGCAGUCGCCGCAUCUGUCGUACCCGGCUCUACACACGCAUCCUUGGGCAGCUGCGACAAGCGGGCCACGCCUACUUUGCCCAGCACUGGGAUAAUCUGCCCGCCCUUUACAAAGUUAAUAGACCUGCCUUCCUCUCCUUUCGUCACACCUGCGAAGUGCAGCAAUUACAUGCUGUAGAUUUGCCCCUCCAUGAAGAGCCCGAACCAAAGGCCCAGCCCACCUCUCAUGAAGCCCCGGCCAAGCGUCCACGCCCAGCUACUUUUAUGUCCCGCGCAGAUCGCGAAGCCUGGUCGGCGCAUGUCUGGUGUCUCGAGUCCUAUGCGGCCCUGGAAACUUUGAUUGGCCAAGCAGAUCGAGUGCUCAUUAUGUUCACAGCCGACUACUGUCGCUUCUGCCGUCUCCUCAGACCCGCCAUCAACCAGGUCGCCGAUCAGCUGCACGCCCAAGAUGUGUCUGCUGCUGUCGCUUGCGUCUAUGGGCCUGACCACUUGGAUUUGCGUGACCGCUUUCACAUCCGCGUGUACCCCACACUCCUGCUUUUUAUCAACGGCGAAUUGCGUGCCGCAUAUCCUCGAGCUGCCGAGCGAAGCCCCGAAAAAAUUAAGGACUUUGUGUUGAACACACCGGCUAAUGCCGAUGAAAGUGUCGGUCUACACGCUCCACCUUUAUCUUUGCCGCAGCCUGCCGACACGACCUCAGGCUCCUCGGACGUCGAUUUAGCUCGCAGUCCUCAAUCGGGAGAUGCCAACUUGUCAAGAACCACUUCUCAGCCACAAGACGGUACCUCGGCUUCGAGCCUGAACAGCUGGCGCGAGGCUCUCAUUAGCGCUGGCAUUGACCUCAUCGACGAUCUUGAGCGGGCUCGCGAGUUGGCGGUGGCGCGUGAAACGUCCAAAGUGGAUGAUGCGGAAGCUUGUCAGGGCGGCGUCUGCCCAGCUCGCUCAUCCGAUGAGCCCCCCACCAUCUUUUUCACCGGUGGUGGGAUAGCCUCUGGCAAAAGCUCGGGCCUGAAGCUCCUCUAUGCCUCUGACUUUUGGCGUCAGCACGCUGCCCAAGUUGUCCAGAUUGAGGCUGAUCGCCUCAAAACUCUCGACCCUCUAUUUCAGGCUCUCAAGGGCGUGGGAGCCGCGGAAGCCAGCGCCGUUGUUCACCAAUCCUCCACCAGUGCAGCUGAGGACCUGUUGGUCAAAGCCGUCAAUGCGCGUCGACACAUUGUCUUUGACUCGACCAUGAUGUGGGCCCCAUUCGUUCAUCAGACUUUAGACAUGAUUGCAGAUCAGCACCACGACUAUGUCAAAGGCCCCGGAUAUGUCACUCAAGCUGAUGGCUCUUCCAUUGAGCAAUAUUGGGUCCGUGGCCCCGAGACGACCUGCAAGUCCAAGUACCGUUGCGUACUCCUGGCCAUGACAGUUGAACCGGCCUUGGCUAUCAAACGCGCCGUCGUGCGCUGGAUCGUUUCAGGCCGAGCUCCGAGUUCAACCCGACGUAUCCUGAGCUCGCAUCGCUGGUUUUCAGAAGCCUUCCCCAAUUAUGCGGCUCGCUUUGACCAGGUCUUGCUGCUCGAUGCAGACCCGCAUGCCAGUUUGAUGGCUCAGCAGACCCAAUGCGGCCCCAAGCUGGCCGACGACUCUAAUACCGAAGACUCCCAGCUCGAUUCGCAGUCUUUGACCCAAAAGGAUGAGCGCUUGGACCUGAAUCGCGAUCAGCGGACUGCUUUGAUCCCGGUUCUUCAAGGUGCUCGAAUGCAUGACCGUGCAGCUGUGGUUUACCGGCGCGUCGCCGGCCAAGCGCAUUGCUGUGACCGACUUUAUGCUCGCUUUCGCCAUAAGCGCUACCUGAACUUGGAUGCCACCUGCGAGGCGAGCAUGUUCCCAGCGCAAGACCCAGAGUGCAACGAGCCGCAUCACUGUAAACAUCUCGAAGAGUUACUAUAGACGCUCUUCGAGGACCAAGCCCCAACGACACCGCGGGGGUGCAUCCGUGGGUGCGUUUCCAUCCACAAGCAAGAGUAUUGAAGAUCAGAAAGAAAACACGAAUGAAAUUUGAUUAUCAUGUG